Messenger RNA from Populus nigra (black poplar), 1788 nucleotides. RefSeq lists its product as uncharacterized. The coding region runs from base 372 to 1733 and encodes 453 amino acids. Gene Ontology annotation, cellular component: nucleus. Lineage: Eukaryota; Viridiplantae; Streptophyta; Magnoliopsida; Malpighiales; Salicaceae. Gene Ontology annotation, biological process: response to stress; positive regulation of DNA-templated transcription. The transcript has 2 exons. Gene Ontology annotation, molecular function: transcription cis-regulatory region binding; DNA-binding transcription factor activity. The record is from RefSeq and is a predicted model, not a curated record.
UUAGUCGUAGGCUAUCGCUUCCUUUGCAUCCAAGGCAAGUCCAGUGAAUAACCAGGAAAGUUGCUGGAAGAGAAACCACCAGAAACAUUGAGCAACAAAGCCCCACACUAGAAAACAAGCACAGACUAAUCCUAAAACCAUAGAUAAACCCCAGCUAGGAAAAAAGAAUAGACGAAGAGAGACCUUUGAAGGAGUUAAAAGAAUUAGAAAGGAAGAUAUCAAUCAAGCGCACACAAGGAAGCACUUCGACUGCACAAAAAGGACAAGUUACUUUUAGACUGGAUUUUCUUGAGACUUUUACGAGCAACACUGGAAUUUGUUCUCGUAAACCUUUUCGCUUUAUGGGCUUAGAACAAGCUUGAAGAUCUUUAAUGAGUAUUGACAUGGAGGAUUCUUUGAGACAGAGUUCUUUGCUAGGGUUUAGCAGCAAGGACAGGAAGAGAAGGCGGAAUGGUUGUGAAUCAAUAGAAGAUACACUUGCAAGGUGGAAGAAACACAACAAACUUCAAGUAAGCAAGGUUCCAGGGAAGGGUUCAAAGAAGGGUUGUAUGAAAGGAAAAGGUGGCCCGGAGAAUAUGAACUGCAGAUACAGGGGUGUUAGACAGAGAACUUGGGGCAAGUGGGUUGCUGAAAUCAGAGAACCUGUCAAGAAAUGCAGUUUAAUGAACAAACAAGGAAGUAGACUCUGGCUUGGUACAUUUUCUACUGCUAUUGAAGCUGCUUGUGCUUAUGAUUAUGCUGCAAAGCUUAUGUAUGGUCCUAAUGCCAUACUCAAUUUCCCUGACUACCCAGUUGAAUCUGGGAAUCACCUGGAUAAUAUGUCGUCUUCGAUUACUGCAACUGAGACAUCGUCAACUGAAUCUAGGACAGCAUUGGAUAGCUACGAGGAUAAUAAGGUUAACAAAUUAAAGAUUAAUCAUUGUGGGUCUAGAGAAGGAAAUAACCAAUCAGGCUUUUCUAGGAUAUGUGCUGUCGACGAAUCAGAAGAGGAAGUUGAGAAACUCAGGGUGGCGGAGAGCAGUGCAAUGGAGUUGAAAGCUGUGGAAUGGAAUUUAACAGAUGAUUGGAAAUCGUCUCAUCAUAUUGAAGCUGAAGCACCUGUAUUGAGGGAAGAAAUAGAUGGAGGAAUUUUGAGAUCUUGGGGCUGUUACGGUAUCAAUAACAGAUAUGGAUUCUUGCAGAAUGAGACUGAAAAUGUAGAACAUAAGAAAUUGAAGAAUGAGGUUGUGGAAUCUAGCAUGAGCAACAGACUCAAUGAGUGCGUAGAUUCGGACUAUGAUAUGAGAACUGGUCAUAAACCUAUCUAUGAUGUUGAGAAGCCAUUAAUGAGGGAAGCAGCAGCAGGGGAAGAGUUUUCAGGCUUGAAAUUCAGCAACUAUAAUCCCUUUGAGACCACGCAUGAUCACAUGAACCCGGGUUUAUGCAAUCAAGAAAUUGAUAUCAAGCCUUUUAUCCAAGAUAUUUCUGACAAUUCUGUGUUAAAAGGAGGGGGGGAUUAUGGUUAUGAUCCCGCGAAGGUUGGUUCUGCAAGCCACCUACAGAGUAGAAGGCCAUCAGGACUGUCCUGCCAGUUGCAGACCCCAUCAACCAAUCUACCAGGGAGCUUGAGUUACUUUCAGGAGGCAGAUAUAGGCCUGGGUUGGAAUUUUGAUCUAUCACAGCAGGACUUCAACGGGGGCUUAGGUGGAGAGCCAGGCCUGCUUGAUCAGUGGUACCCUGAAUUACAAUUCUAGUAAUAUUUGUAGGUGUAAAUCUGAUUAUCAAUAAAACAAGAUGCUUUGGUAUCUA